GAUCAAGCUGCUGGUGGUAGACAAACUUUUUCCGACAACUUCUGUGGAUAUAUCGGGGCCGACGCAGAAGUCCGAGUUCAUUGAUGAAGGGGAUUUUAUAUCCAGGAGUGAUUGUGGAGUUGAGUAGGAGGAGUUUGGAGAUGGAAUAUCUGAACGUCAUGCUGUCCAAGGGAGGAUGUUGCCUAGCCCGGCUCGCCGCUAGCCAAACAGCGUUAGCCAAAAAGUUCAAUGAGAAGGCAGCGGUCCCAGCAGCAAGGGCUAACCGCAAAAUACCUCUCUGGGCAAAAUCAGUGAGGAUCGGCUUGCAGCGGUGGAAGAGGAAUAGCUCUCUGUCAACGGUGAUUUGAUGGACGAGCAGGAUCCCCGGAGAGGCAAAGUUGACAGCUGGAGGUAGCGGGUAGCAGGCCAGAUGACAGAUCAAGCAGACACGUUCGCCACAACAGAGUCUCAAAGUACCAGGAACUCACAAGACACGUUCGCCACAACAGAGUCUCAAAGUACCAGGAACUCACAAGAUGGGUCUGGUAGCGGCAGCUCACAAGAGUCUCCAAGUACCGGCAACUCACAAGAUGGGUCUGGUAGCGGCAGCUCACAAGAUUCGUCUGGUAGCGGCAGCUCACAAGAUAUGUCUGGUAGCAACAGCUCACAAGAGUCUCCAAGUACCGGCAACUCACAAGAUGUGUCUGGUAGCAACAGCUCACAAGAGUCUCCAAGUACCGGCAACUCACAAGAUGUGUCUGGUAGCAACAGCUCACAAGAUGUGUCUGGUAGCAACAGCUCACAAGGCACGGCCGAUUCGACAGAUUUUCCAGGUACCGGCAACUCACAAGGCACGUCUACCACAAGAGGCUCACCCGGCACAGCAGGCACGUCUACCACAAUAGGCUCACCCGGCACAGCAGGCACGUCUACCACAACAGGCUCACCCGGCACAGCAGGCUCACCCGGCACAGCAGGCCCAACCGAUACGACAAUGUCACCCCCAACAGCAGUGUCAACCCCAACAGCAGUCCCGCCCGCCUCACCAGGUCGUUUCAACUUUUCAGUGCUCGCACAUUUCAAAGCUCUAGUGAUCAGGAACGGUGAUUCGAACCUUACCCAAGUUUUCCAAAAUUUCUUCAAUGAUUUUUUAGCACCCGUCUGUCCUAACUGCACCUUCACGAUUAAUAAUAUGACGCUGACCUCAAACUGACUGGCAUUGGGAUUUGUACUGUGUAUAUAGAUUAUUUCUGCUACUCUGUGAUUUCUGGGAGAUAAAGAGAUACCCACUGGAGGUGGACGAAUCAAUCCAAAUAUGAAUAUUAUCGCUAUCAGGGUGGUAUUGGUAUCAUGAGCUCUAUGUUCAUUUUGAUUUUCACAAAUACCUGUGUAAUUCUCUGUUUUGUUGUUUACAUAUACACAUGUUAAUAUACAGUGAAGGAUACAACUAUUUUAUUGCUGUCAAAAUGAUUACAUUAAUCCAUCAUCAUAAUCUGAUCAAAAAUGUUAAGGCAAUUAACUCAUCUGCAAGGCAGAAUGACUCAAAAUCCCCAAAACAUCUCUGGCAGGGCAUUUCGGGCAGUUUGUCCUUGUGCAAAUGGGCAAUUGAUCUGGUGGUGACCGCUGCAGAAACAAACUCCAAUGCUCCAAUCUCUUGCCCUAAAUGUUAACCAAGUACUAGCAAUACUGUUAGUAUACGCGCUAGCACAGAGGAAGUACUUUUAGCGACGUGAUCAAUAAUAAUUGAUCUGCAAAUGAAUUCCAGAUUAUAAAUCGUGCCUCUAACUUGUAUAGUAAAAGGUUGUGGCCAAAAACCGAGAAGUUGGUCAACUUUGACAUUCAACCUCUACCGAGAAUUACACAAAAAGACGGUCACUUCUUAAACUUGCAGCUCAUCCUCAUUAUAUUCAGGCUCAAAAAUAUAAGGUUCUGGAUCAUCCUUUGUCCCAAAAAAGUCGUUUUUGGCUCUCAUGAAGUCUGCCAUGAUUAGUAGUUGUUAUUGUUGAAGGAAAUAGCGAACGUUGGGACGUAUCUGAAAUUAUUCUGCAAUUAUAUGCUUAAAAUGACCAAAAUAUGUAAAUAUUACAUGUUGUUAUGAAUGGGCCUGUUUCUACUUUACAUAUAUACUUGCAGCAUGAUGGAACAAUGAUGGAUGUUUUUUACAGCGCUUCAAAGGCGAAAUACAGCGAAUCCCAUUACCUCUAUUGUUAGCUGACUUUUGCUAGCGUUUAUUUACGAGUUAGAAUUCAUAAAAAAGAAAAACAUAAGGAUUGUGAAUGACAGGCAUGAUAGGCAAAAGUGCAAUUCCCCUUUAAAGGUGCACGUCAAGUGCAUAUUUGGUGUAUCCUUUCUUAACUCUAUUUGCUCAUGCAAUAUGAAACAUGAUUAAUAUAGAAUGAUACUUAAUGGUGAUUGAUCGAAAUUAAUCUACAGCAGACAUGGGCAAAUUAAGGCCCGGGGGCCACAUGCGGCCCGUUGAGCUUUUCAAUCUGGCCCGCCGGACAUUCCCAAAUAUAUUUUUUAGAUCUCUAAGAUGGAAACUGUAGCUGCCUUUAUGAUGUGCAGUCAUGUUUUCUAAUGACCGUAAGUCUUCAACUAUACAAAGUAUUUCAAUGGUUGGAAUCUGCGCUUAUGGAUGAUAUACUAGUUACUAUGGUAAUCUAAUUAGUUAUUAUGGUAAUCCAAUUAGUUACUAUGGUCAUCUAAUUAGUUGCUAUGGUCAUCUACGUCACAGCAGCUCAGACGAGGCACCAAGCAGUGUGGGCGGGAAGCAUUUCCACAAGACGCGGAAGAUUUUCACAACAAAGUUCUUAGUGAUGUAUAGAAUAGAAUAGAAUAGAAAGUACUUUAUUGAUCCCUGGGGGGAAUUCAGCAAAUAUCAGAUGUAUCAGAUUGUAGGUGGGUUUAUUUUGUACCCUUCGCGUUCAUAUUUCACUGUUUGUUGCAUUUUUGCUGUGUUUCACUUGAUUGUAAAAUAUGUCGAUCGAAAGGGGGUGUGACGUUCAUAUUUUGUCAAUAUUCAGAGUUUUAUCGUUCAUAGAAAAAUGUAAAAUCCCAUUACGUUUUUUAAGGCGGUCUGUCAUAACGUUUUUAGCAUUCAAUCAGACAUUAUUGUGAGGUUUUGUAUUAGUGUUCCUAAAAAUAGAUAUACCGGCCCCCAGACACAUUUUUUUCUCUAAAUGUGGCUCCCGAGUCAAAAUAAUUGCCCAGGCCUGAUCUACAGCAACUCUGUGAUAAAUCUGAAGAUUUUUUUUUUAUUAUUCAUUUGACAGCAGGGAAAUGUAUAAAUGUAUUAUUUUGUGCUAUUGGCUUCAUUUUCCUGAAAAAAAUAUGCAAUAAAAAGGAAAGAAGAGAAUAUUUGUUGUUGUUGCUUCUAGUGUGAGGUUGUCCUGUAUUGCUCUUUUGUUAAAUCGUUCACAAAUGCGUGUUGAUAGGAAUGUGUUUUUCUUAUACAAAAAGCGCUCCCCUUUGUGUUAUU
This is a messenger RNA of Entelurus aequoreus (snake pipefish), 3457 nucleotides long. RefSeq lists its product as uncharacterized. The coding region runs from base 410 to 1192 and encodes 260 amino acids. The record is from RefSeq and is a predicted model, not a curated record. The transcript has 32 exons. NCBI's taxonomy places the organism in Eukaryota, Metazoa, Chordata, Actinopteri, Syngnathiformes, Syngnathidae.